AUGGUGAUAUCGGGCACGCCGGCACCCUUGCCAAAGAUCGUGCACUUUACUCGUCCGGAGCAGCCUCGCAAGCUGGGUGUCGGACCGUUUCCAGUGCUGAUUUGGGAAGUUGCAUUGCGCAGCUGGCAGCGUCACUUUCCGGUCUACGGCGGCUACACCCACAGGGUAUGGCGAGACCAGAACCUGACCGAGUGCAUGCGACAGGAGUUUCCAGAGUUCCUCGACGGAUUUCUGGCGCUACCCGGGGGCAUCGAGAGAUCAGACAUCGGCCGAUAUUGCGCCCUGUACCAGCAAGGAGGCAUCUAUGCAGACCUCGACUACGAGGUGCGGACCAACUUCUACGCGGAGCUCCCUGCAGAUCUCGUGAGCUUGGUUGAGUGCCGGUCGAAGGACCCUGGCCUGGAAGUGGAGAACGCUCUCAUGGCAUCCCCACCAAGACAUGAGUUCUGGAGGCUCGCGAUGCAGCAGUGCUUUCAUGUUGCAGGGCGUCAUCGCUGGGACGAUGCACGGGGUGGAACUGGCCCCCGACUACUCAGCACAAUGCUCCGGGAUACGAUUGUGAAUGAGAUGGUUCACGUGUUGCCAUGCCAGUUGUUCCAGCGGGGCAUCCAAGGAGAUGGAGCCAUCGGGUCAUGUGGCCAUGUUGCCGAUGAGUCGGCUCAAGGCCAGCGCGGCAUCCACUGGAGUACCACGUCACAUACUGCUUUUGUUGGAUCUGCGCUCCGUGCUGAGGUCUUCUACACCCUGCACCCUGGGCUCCAAGGCCGCCCCUUCUUCAGGGAAACCUCCGUUCAUGAAGUCGCGGCGCGCAGUGCUGGUGCGCUCACCGUGGAGCGGCCUCCAAAUGAGGCCGCGCCUCUGUUGGCCGCGUGCCUUCGCGGAGCAGGCCUCGAGUCUGCUGCUUCCGCCGUCGACAAAUACGGACCCCUGGCCUUCGAAGCGGAGUCACAGAGCUCCAGGCAGCCCUGUCCUGAUGGAAAGCGGUCCGCCAUGCCUAGGGCAGAGCUCCUUCUUCGGAAUGCGCUUCUUCUGCGACCGACAGCCUCGGACUUGCUCUACCUCCUGGGUAGUGCGUUGCAAGCGCAGGGGCGCUUGAUGGAAUCCCUCAUCCAGUAUUGCAAGGCCGUCACGUACGAUUCGGAGAUGGCUGGGUCUGUGGAGGCAACUCCAAGCAGCUUCAUGGCGCUCGGAAAGGUAGCGUUGGCGGCGCAGACCGCUGCAAAGGAAGCGGGCCUCGGCGACGUGGCGCCAGCCGAGUCUGUCGCAAGCGAUGGUGAGCAGGGGGCCCAGGUGGAGCAGCAGUGGCAGAGAUAG
Messenger RNA from Symbiodinium sp. CCMP2592, 1314 nucleotides. The record is from the annotation of a GenBank genome assembly. NCBI's taxonomy places the organism in Eukaryota, Dinophyceae, Suessiales, Symbiodiniaceae.